Gavialis gangeticus (Gharial) is the source of this 3218-nucleotide messenger RNA. It is a transcript of the gene MIMS2, whose product is annotated as family with sequence similarity 210 member B. Gene Ontology annotation, cellular component: mitochondrion. The transcript is spliced from 3 exons. The coding region runs from base 1 to 456 and encodes 151 amino acids. NCBI's taxonomy places the organism in Eukaryota, Metazoa, Chordata, Crocodylia, Gavialidae. The record is from RefSeq and is a predicted model, not a curated record.
AUGCUUAACGCACUGGCCAACAUUGGAGAAAUGAAGAUUGGACUGGAUGUGGAGCCUGAACUCCCCUCCAGGUCUGAGGACCCAAGAGGAUCCCCUGAAUCCAUAGACCCCGGUGACAAAAACAAGAAAUAUGACAAAUCCCAGCACCUGAAAAAAGUUUUUAAGGAAUAUGGAACUGUUGGGGUUUCAUUCCACAUUGGAAUUUCAUUAGUAUCUCUGGGAAUAUUCUACGUGGUUGUUUCAAGUGGUGUGGACAUGACUGCAGUUCUCUUCAAACUUGGAUUCAGUGAAGCAGUGCUGCAGUCCAAACUGGCUGCUGGUGCAAGCACAUUUGUGCUGGCCUACGCUAUUCACAAAUUGCUUGCUCCAGUUCGGAUCAGCAUUACCUUAAUUUCUGUACCAUUUAUUGUCCAGUAUUGCCGAAAAAUUGGCUACUUCAAGCCUCCAUCCCCAUGAUGCUAUCCUGAUGUUAGAAAUGCUUCAUACUCACAUAGCUUUUAAAAUUGCUGUGCUACUGCAAAAAACCUCUUUGGACCCAGGUUCAUACUGACCUGGGCUUGCAUUUUUGACUUUGUCUUUUCUGGAAAAAUGUUGACAUCCAUCUUUCAUCCCCUUCCUUACCUCUCCUUUGAGAACUCUGGUAAAAUGGUAUCUGGAAACUCCUGCUAAGAAUAAGCGCUUGACAAUGAACGAGCUGUCUAGAGCAGACUCGGAAUAUAUAUUUAAGUAUCCUUACAGCUCACCCUUUAGGCCUUAGUCUUCUCUUGGUGAAAUGCAGUUGCUACAGUUCACUAUUUAUAUAUAAUGUAUAUGAAGGACUAAAUGAAGAUUGAUUUUUUUUUUUCUUAUUGCUAUAAUUAUCAUCAUUUUUUCCCUCUCCUUUGCUAUUACCUGAAGGAGAUACUAAAUUACCAUGUCAGUUCCCCUUUUGAAAAAUAUAAAUAUAAGGAACCCAGUUUGUAUAUCUGGAACUUUUCUUAUUUUAAUAUAUUGACUCAUUCUAAAAAGACCAUUGACUUGUGCUGUACUCCCAUGUUUCUGAUCUGAGCAUGGACUCUGAGCAUCAGUUAAAUUUAUUGCCCUUGUUGAUUAACAAUUGGCCUUAAAGAAAUCUUUCCCUUUAUGCUAGAGCUCUAUAGACUCUGGGGAGAGGAGCCCUGAGUCCACUGAAGCCAUGGAACCACUAUUUGAUCCUGUAUGGGCAUCAUUCAGUGAAAGUCAUGGCAGAUUUGCACCCAUCCUGCCUUCUGCUUGACUUCAGACUGUAACUUUGUCUCUCUCAUCUUCCAGUGUCUAUUGAAAUUAGUGACAGACUUCCUUUGUGCUAGGCUCAGGCUCUGUAGGAAAUGACAUACACACAAGUGAAAAUUAGCAGUAGGUCCCAAAGAAAGAAACCUCAGAUACAUUUCCUAAGUCUAUGCAUUAAAAAUGUGGCUGCCUGCUGAAUGCAUCUGCUAGUCACUUGGUUCUUAUAUUAAACUUUCAUAAAUACUUGCUGUGGAAAUGCCCUUUAAUAUUUCAUUGGUCACUUCUAAUGAAUUCAUAAAAACUCAGUUUAACCAUUAAUAUUUUGAUUGUCCAUCUGGCUUACUGUUUACUGCUCUUAUAGGUCAAUGUGAUUCUGUACAAAAAUUACAAUGGCUAUAAGUUCAUCAAGCCACAAUUUCUAGAUCUCCAUGACAUCUAAUGCCAUAUUAACAACUUGAAUAGUAAAUAAAAAAUGUUUAGUUCAGAUCCUUAAAUUCCAAAGACUGAUCAAAUAGUGACAUUUCCACACUAGGAAGCAUUAUUGUGAAAUCGGUGGCAUUUGUCCCAAAUGAACAUUUAGGAGCAAUUUAGGCACCAAAUGUAGAACUUUUUUUCCUACUAAAUCUAAUAAUUGACUCCUUCCCCCACUCCCAAUUGCUUUAUCUGGAUGUUCUUUAGCAGUUUAGUAAAACCAGUGGCACCCCAUGCCCCAGUGAGAGAGCACUACAAAUUAAUAGUCUAUAAAUAUGUAUUUCUGUUUAUAAUGCAUUAGAAAUGCUGCUUAAAAAUCUUUUUCUGUAUGAUAAUGUUCCUAUCAUACAGCCAGACAGGACCCACAAACCCUAAGAAUGCAUUCUGAAUAAGCUGUUCUACCACAUAUACUUAGGGCACCUUGGGAGAGAGCAUGUAGUUGCAUUACUCUAGCAGUAAGGAAGGAACUAUAAUGUGAUGAUUGUAGUAUGGUACCUGCUUCUCCCUUAUCUGAUGCACGUGAAGUGUUGUUAUGCUCCUUGCUUGCUUGGCUGGUUCUUAGGGAUUGGAAGCCUGUACAACUGUGUGGAGUGGGGAGAAGCUGCCACUUGGUGCUAACUUUCUCUCCAUCAUAACCUCUGCUAUAAGCAACUUGUGAAUGGCCCUAAAGAAACACCUUGUAGCCAAGCACAGAUGUGUAAACUGGAGUAUAACUGGACAGUAGGGCUGUUGGUUGUAGGCGUGUUCCUCUAAGGACAUAGGCAGACAAGGUUCUUUGGGUAAAUGCGAUUUCUUUUAUUAGACCAACUAAAUAGUUGGAAAAAUUGUUCUUUGGAUAGUAGGCUAAUUUCAUCAUUAUCACAAGCAUUUUAAUUGUUUGGCAGCUUUUUAAGUUUUUACUUUGAUAUUGGGAGAGGUGGAAUUUAUAACCACUGCAGUUGUAGGGGUGACUGUACUUUGAGAGAAAUCCAGUAGUUAGUUCAAUUAAAAGAGAAACAAACCUUUUUUCGGCAUAAUUUUUAAGAAAAUUAUUCGUCUGGGUACUUGAUUGAGAGUCUUCCACACUCCUGCAUGUUAAGACAUACAGAUUAAGAUGGUCAUGAUGGACUGAACUGUUGCUUCUGAUUCAGUAUGUUGUGUAUUACCACUAAUAAGAAAUCAAGUGACAUUCAAGUCUAUCAAAGUUACUUCUUAUAAAAGCAGUCAUGAUUUAGUGGUUUCUUUAGAAAAACAGUAUCCAUCUGGAAAGUCACCAACAGAAAACAGACAUUGUAUGAUGAAAUUUUAAAUGUAGUUAUUUCUCCAAGUGAAAUUAAACUGUGUUCCCCUUUUUGCUCAGAAUGAAAUAAUGUUUACUUCAUAAUCAUAUACAAAGUAUAUUUUGGAUUAGCUUGACUAUAUGUUCAAAUAUGCAUCUUUACCUGUAAGCAUAACAAUAAUUAAAAUAAGCUUUUUCAUACCAAUUUUAGAAGAAAUAUAAUAAAUGGGUUGGGGGGUUU